Phalacrocorax carbo (great cormorant) is the source of this 4930-nucleotide messenger RNA. Lineage: Eukaryota; Metazoa; Chordata; Aves; Suliformes; Phalacrocoracidae. The record is from RefSeq and is a predicted model, not a curated record.
CCAGUGCCGGCGGGGCUGCGGGGCAGGACCCGCCGCCGAGCAUCCUCCGGCCGCGGGGCCCGGCCGCGCCGCCGCGGGGGCUGGAGGCGGUGGCAGGUGUCCCACGGCCCGGGGCCCUCCGAGCGCCCGCCCCGCGGCGCCCCCGCCCUUAGCGGCUUCCUCCUCUCCGUCAGGCGGGGGUCGGGGGCUGCCCGUGGGUCCCCUGCGCGUCCCCGCACCGCCGCCGCUGCGGGAGCGAAGGGGACACUCUGAAGGGCCGGGCGAGGCGGGGGAGGAGAGGAUGGCAACGUGAGAGGGAAGCGGGGCCGCCUGGCCGGAGCCCCCCGCACCCCGGCGGAGCCGAGCCGAGCCGAGCCGCGGGGCUGCCCCCGCCGAAGCCGCCCUUGCAGGCAGUCCCCAGGGCCGAGCGGAGCGGCCUCCAGCCCUGCCCAAGCUCAACAUUCUCUACUUUGGAGGCUCUUUCUUUUCCUUUUGUUGAUAAAGAUGAGAAAAAAGCGGAUAUUGGAGGAUUUUCAUUUUACCUUUUUUGGUGUGCUCUGUCUCCUUUUCCUAGAUGGAGGUAAACUAGAACAAGUAAAACAUUCAGAUACAUACUGUGUGUUUCAAGAUAAGAAGUAUCGUGUAGGAGAAAGAUGGCAUCCUUAUCUAGAACCCUAUGGCCUUGUUUACUGCGUUAAUUGUCUUUGCUCAGAGAAUGGAAAUGUACUGUGCAGCAGAAUAAGAUGUCCAAGUCUACACUGUCCUUCCCCUGUGCACGUACCACAGCUGUGCUGCCCACGAUGCCCAGAAGACUCUCUUUUCUCAGUAAGCAGCAAAAUCACCGGGAAAUCCUGUGAAUACAAUGGCACCACCUACCAUCAUGGUGAAAUGUUUGUGGCAGAGGGGCUUUUCCAAAACAGGCAAGCAAACCAGUGUGCCCAGUGCAGCUGCUCAGAAGGAAAUGUGUACUGUGGGUUGAAGACUUGUCCCAAAUUAACUUGCUCUUUCCCAGUUUCUGUUCCGGAGUCCUGCUGUCCCGUUUGCAGAGGAGAUGGAGAAUUAUCCUGGGAACAUUCUGAUGGAGAUAUCUUCCGGCAGCCAGCCAACAGGGAAGCCAGACACUCAUACCAUCGCUCCCACUACGACCUGUCACCCAGCUCUGCAAGGCAGGCAGUCAACAUUCCACGAUUUCCCAAUGCCAGGAGUAACCGUGGAGUCCUGCCGGAUCCCCAGCAAGCUUCAGGAACAAUAGUGCAAAUCGUCAUCAACAACAAGCAUAAGCACGGACGAGUUUGUGUUUCAAAUGGCAAAACAUACUCACAUGGUGAAUCUUGGCAUCCUAACCUCCGGGCCUUCGGAAUCGUAGAGUGUGUGUUGUGCACCUGCAACAUCACCAAACAAGAAUGUAAGAAAAUUCAUUGUCCAGAACAGUAUCCCUGCAAAUACCCUCAGAAAGUAGAAGGAAAAUGCUGUAAAGUCUGUCCAGAAGAAGUGCCAAGUCAAACCUUUGACAACAAAGAUUACUUCUGUGGGAAAGAAACAUUUCCUGUCUAUGAAUCCGUUUUCACAGAGGAAGGAGAAACCAUCAGAAAAAUUGCAGUAGAGACUGAAAAGCCACCUCAAAUAGAAAUACACGUGUGGACAAUUAGAAAAGGGAUUCUGCGUCACUUCUAUGUUGAAAAAGUGUCCAAGAGAGAAUUUGAAGAACUUCCUUACUUCAAGCAGAUAACACGGACAACCCCUAGCCAGUGGAAAAUAUUUAGCGAGGGAGAAGCUCAGAUCAGCCAAAUGUGUGAAAGCAGAGUGUGCAGGACUGAGCUCGAGGAUUUGGUAAAGGUUUUGUACCUUGAAAAGUCUGAAAAGGGUCACUGUUAAGGGAGACAGCACUGGAGGUAGAAACACAAGAAAACUUAUGAAAACUUGGAUCUGCAGCUGGACUGCAGGCUUAUUUUGCUUAAGUCAACAGUUGCCCUAAAAACCAAAACUAUAAUGCAGUAAUUAUUCACAUCAUGCACAGCAAAUUUGCUGCUUUAUGUGUAGUGGUCUGUGUCAACCGUUCAAAUAUCUCCUCCAAAAGACUAGGAGGCUCUGUAUUACUGGUGGGGGAAGGAGAAAGAGAGACUGUACUUUCCCAGAGUUGCAUUUCUUUACAAGUUAAAAAGAGAAAACAGAACAUUUUUAUUAUUAUUAUUUGGCAAGUUAUUCAAACUAAUGAAAAGAAGGACACCUAAUAAAUGUGCAGGAGCUAUGGAAAGCAUUAUUUUCUAUGCUGAAUUUAUACCAUUUUGGAUGUUGAAAUGACUCAUGGAUUUCUUUUAGUGGUGGAGGAAAAAUACGAGUGGUACAAUACUUGUGUUGGAGACAUAAAAACCAGAUUUAAACUAACAAUCUCCUAAGCAGCCUGCCUUUGGGAUGAUGUCUUGUAGUUGAGCAAACUGAGUCCAUAAACUGAACAGCAGGUGUUAGUGGCAGUCACUAUAUUGUUGUAGCAAUUUGAGCAAAUGUUUUCUUUUAAGUGGUUUUCACUGUUUCCUCCACCCACUCCUCUAAAAAAUGUGAACUGUUAGCUCCCUAUCACAGCACUAAUAACUUCAUUCUUCUGGGCCCUAUUAACACAUGGUCUUGGCUGAUAAAUUGCCUUCUAAAGUGACAUGGCAGAAGGUGGUGAAGUACUUGCAGUACUUUCAAAGCACCUAGAGGGUUAAACCUCCCAAUUAAUAACUCCUUAAGAGUUGUGACAGUGCUUAAUUUAUUUGUUCUGAUAUGUUACAAACCUAAUCUUCUGCAUUUUUCUGAGAGUGACCUCUCAAUUUUCAUGCUUCAAGGACAAACACCAAACAGCCACAGCAGGCCUUUAGAAUGGAGCAGCUCUGUGAAAACUGUUCUCUUGAGAAAAAAAAAACCUGAGAGAUUCUGUUACAUUUAGUAUAGCACGUCUACAGUGUGUUUAAGAAAGGUGGCUGUCAUCUGCAGAAAAAGUAUAAUUUAAAACAUGUUUUCUCUGAAGAGUCACCGAAGUACUGUUCUGCCUCGUCGCUGUGAUGUUGGAUUAAAUCCCAAGAAGCAAGUGGCUCUGCCUGCUUUUGCUCCCAUUUUCUGUUCCACAAGCAGACAGGAAUACUGCUGUUCAAAGACACGCUAGGAAACAACGUUUUACGGAAAUUGUCCGAGCCAGGGGCUGGGCCUUCACAGGGAGUGAAAUCAACAGUGACAGCAAGGAUUUUGAGGUUUGUCAUUUUGCCAGUGACAGCACUCCAGGGUGUACCCAUUUCUAAAGGGGUGAAGGUAUGGGAGAGCUCAGUGCUGAAUGACAAAAGCCUGUUUCAAGCAGAGCUUCACGAUCCUGAGGGGAUCUUUGUCUUGAGCAGCAAACCCUGGCAGCUCUGCAGCUCUCCCCCUGCAGUGCAGGCCUCAGGCCAGGCUUCUUUGUGCCACCCAGGUCCUGCCUGUGCUGCCUCAGCGUCAGGAGGGGUGUAAGGCAGGGCUUCUCAACAAAGAGGAGCAAGUGAGGAGAACAGACACGAAGGUGAAGGAAAGGCUGAAGGGAAUUAGGAGAAUACAUGUAGGGUGAUCUCAGGUCCUUAGCGAUCUUGCCUGUAUAUAACCACCCCGUUGUCCCUAGGCCCAGACAGAGAGCAGAUAAUAUUUAGGAAUACUUCCCUCCCUAGCAAGCACUCAACACGGUCCACUGCAUAACAGAAAAGCAUGCUACAAAGGGAGCUCCUCCAGCAACCACGAGGAUCUGCAAGAAUGAAAUAUUCUUACCUGGUACAAGAACCACGGGGGUCUGUUUCCAAGCCUCCAUGGGCCACAGGGAAAUCCUCCGUGGUCCCUCCAUGGCCACAGGAGGGCCUUUGCUGGGGGCUUGGAGUGCCUCCUCCCUCCUCCUGCCCGGCCCUCCGAGUGUGGGGCUGCUCCUCACACUUUCCCCCUCACCCCUCGCUGCCCGGCAGCAUUUUGCCCUUUCUCAAAUACACCUUCCCCGAGGUGCCACCAGCCUCGCUGAGGGGCUCAGCCGUGCCCUGCGGUGGGGCUGCUGGAACCGGCUGUCCCCAGCUGCCCCUGGCAUGGGCAGCCCCUCAGCUCUCCUCAGAGGGGACCCUGCUGCCCCGCUGCCAGCCCCGGGGCACGGACACCUGGUAGCACUGACACCACGCUAUAGUGCACAGUCUUAACUUGCACCAGGCCUUUAGAAGUCCUGCAUCACUCUUCAUUAAAAGGAGAGCUAAGUGAUCUGCCCCACCACCUUCCCAUGGCACUGUAGCCUCUGCCUCCAUAAGUCCUGUCCUGGUGUCUGGAAGGGGUGUAUCAUAUUCUGAGGUCCUGAGACCUUGCUGUACCAGACGUUACUGCAGUGUAACUGUAGAAGAAGCAGUUUUGCAGCAGCAACACCUAAGGCAUGUGGCAACUACUGCGUUGAAAUUUGCUGCAGAAGUGCAAAAUUUUAUUAUAAAUCUUCUAAUAAGUCAUUAAUUAACCUUAUUGUUACUUUGGUGAAGAUGUUGUAAGGAGGAGGUUCUGAGGAACUGUAGCGAUCUGGUGGGAAGACCAGCAGUUGACUUCUCAUCUCACAGGCAUCAUCUGUUUGUAGCAGUAGCUGGUGAAUAAAGACUAAGUGGAAAGUGUUACAGUAUUUGUAAUUUUUUUUUCUAAGAAGAAGAAGAAAGCAACCUGCUAUUUGUAUUUGUGACAGGACAGGUGGAAUCCAGAUUGUGUAUUUAUUUUAUAAUAAACACUUUUUCAGAAAAGCAAAAAAAAAAAUCAUAAGCAUCAUUUAGUAAAAUGCAGUGUUGCAUUUUUCCAUUUCUGGUCACUUAAGAAAAACAAAAUACACAGUGUCAUGUUUUUCAUUCUCUUCAUGGGAUGUAUGUCUGUUACAGUACUUAUUUAUGUACUUGUUGUAUCACUUUGACCUGGUUUGAUAAAUUAAUAAACCCUGAAGUUGGUAAUA